AUGCUGUUGCAGAGUUUUCAGUCGUGUGCGCGUCUCUGCGCACCGAAAUUGCCCGUGCUCUUGAUAGUGGUUUCCGGGACGGCGCUGCGCUCAGCCACGGCUUGUCGGACCGGGCUACUGUGCAAACUGUUCUGGGUCCUCCCUGCCAUCCGUGUUUCGGCAUGCACGAUGGCAGCGGUACCCACUGAAUGCAUCGUGGCCAGGUGGUUCUGGAGGCGCGUAUCGUGUUCUAGAACGUCCCAACGGCCACGAGCUGCAAGGGGUGCAGCACAGCACAGCACAGCUCAGCUCAGCUCGCUCUCGGGUGCUGACCAAGUCACCAUUGUUCUACUCGUCGAGGCCUGGCAGGUAGCGCUUCAAGUUGUUUGUCACCGGCAAGCAAGGCAGCAAUCUUUCCCUAACCCCGACACGGCACCGUCCCGAAUUCCGAGAAGUGCAGGCAGUGCUCGCGAGAAGAGUCACGAGGGCCUGCCUGUGCGAUGCAUUCUCAACAC
Messenger RNA from Microdochium trichocladiopsis, 494 nucleotides. RefSeq lists its product as uncharacterized. The annotation marks the transcript as partial. NCBI's taxonomy places the organism in Eukaryota, Fungi, Ascomycota, Sordariomycetes, Xylariales, Microdochiaceae. The transcript has a single exon. The record is from RefSeq and is a predicted model, not a curated record.